Molecule: messenger RNA, 858 nt
Organism: Trematosphaeria pertusa
Lineage: Eukaryota; Fungi; Ascomycota; Dothideomycetes; Pleosporales; Trematosphaeriaceae
Exons: 1
Coding region: 1-858 (285 amino acids)
Biological process (GO): ubiquitin-dependent protein catabolic process
Molecular function (GO): ubiquitin protein ligase activity
Source: RefSeq, a predicted model, not a curated record
AUGGCAUGCUUCACAUCUCGAAAUUCUUUCCUCAACAAUGGCGGCCUGGCCACCGUGAGCGCUUGUAGCCUGAGAGAUGACCGAGACUGCUACAUCUGCUUCCGGCCGUACAGCUUCGAUGGCUGGCAAUCGAAUGAUCGAGAUGUCGAAACGCCGAAGCGACUGCCGUGUGGACAUAUCUUCGGCGUCGAUUGCAUCCUGAGCUGGAGUCUAGAGAGUAACACGUGCCCGUACUGUCGGACAGUACUGUUCAAGCCCGUUACAGUGGAGCCGCCAGCAUGGCAACCGUCCGAGGAAGACCCUCUUGAUUCAAUAGAUGCUGCUCCCUUGGAGCCCAUGGACGACUGGCAGCAUGAUUGGUACGAAGCUAUGGGUUUUGAUCCUGCUUACGCGCCUUUGGAGAACUUCGGAAAUGAUCUCGGUCCGGACUAUGGAUCCAUGAUCGAAUACAUCUCGGGAACCUUGGACUACCAGUGCUUCAGCAUCUGUCAACAGAACCAUGACGACCGAUGCCCCAUGCGCCAUGGGUUUGACCAGACCACUACGUUGCCAUCAAUGGCUUAUGCCGAGGCCGACAUGUUCGAUGUGCCGCAGCUUGCCCAAGACUCAGAGCAGCCAUACAUAGCCUCGAAUUCGUCGACUGGCACAUCAUUCCUGUCUCAUAUGCAGGCAUUCUCACAAGCUCAAAACCCAGCGUGCUUUGAUGCUGACUUCCUAGUAGACGUUGACAUGAGGGAUGAUCUUGCGGCCGAAGACGCAGAUAUGGACGAUCUCACUGACAGACACGCACAGUGGAUGGACGAGCUUGAAGACGAUGACGAGGACGACUACGACUUUUCGUUCUGCUGUCUGCAGUGA